Messenger RNA from Caretta caretta (loggerhead turtle), 3347 nucleotides. RefSeq names its product glutamate decarboxylase like 1 (gene GADL1). Gene Ontology annotation, molecular function: pyridoxal phosphate binding; carboxy-lyase activity. Lineage: Eukaryota; Metazoa; Chordata; Testudines; Cheloniidae. Gene Ontology annotation, biological process: carboxylic acid metabolic process. Gene Ontology annotation, cellular component: cytoplasm. The record is from RefSeq and is a predicted model, not a curated record.
CGGAGGCUGCGCGACGGGAGACGCUCGCCUCGCCGCCUUCCACCUGCGGCCAUUUGCCUAGGGCGGGCUCCGGCGCAGGGCGAGGGACACCCGAGCAGCCGCCGCCGCCGCCGGGACAGCGCUUGGGUCGCGCUCUGCACGGGGCGCGUCCAUGAACAGCAGCGCCGGCUCCGGAGGCGAGAUGGAGGUUGAUAGUAACAAACAGGAUAUAUUCCAGAGGAAGAAGAAUGCUGUCUUGGUGAAUGGUGUCAUUUUGAACGGCCCGAUAACAGAUUCAAAAGCAGGAGAGAAAUUUGUAGAAGAGGCCUGUAAGAUCAUAAUGGAGGAGGUCAUACGGAAAGCUGCUGAUGUAACAGAGAAGGUUUGUGAAUGGCAGCCUCCUGAAAAACUGAAAAAACUUCUCGAUCUGGAAAUGAGGGAUACCGGAGAGCCCCAUCAGAGACUCUUGCAACUUUGCCAGGACAUUAUACGAUACAGCGUCAAAACUAAUCAUCCAAGAUUUUUCAAUCAGUUGUAUGCUGGUAUUGAUUAUUACUCUUUAGUGGCUCGUUUCAUUACAGAAGCAUUAAACCCAAGUGUAUAUACAUAUGAGGUGUCCCCCGUGUUUUUGUUAGUGGAAGAAGCAGUCCUGAAGAGAAUGAUUGAAUUUGUCGGCUGGAAAGAAGGUGAUGGCAUAUUUAAUCCAGGUGGCUCUGUUUCUAAUAUGUAUGCUAUGAACUUAGCUAGGUAUAAAUAUUGUCCUGACAUAAAGGAAAAGGGGCUUUCAGGGUUGCCAAGACUAGUCCUGUUUACAUCGGAAGAGUGUCAUUACUCCAUGAACAAGGCAGCUUCUUUCCUGGGGAUUGGCACGCAGAAUGUUUACUUCAUCACAACAGAUGAAAGAGGUAAGAUGAUACCUGAGGAACUGGAGAAACAAGUCCAGCGGGCCAGGAAAGAGGGGGCAGCACCAUUUCUUGUCUGUGCCACAGCUGGUACAACUGUGUUGGGAGCAUUUGAUCCUCUGGAUAAAAUAGCUGAUAUCUGUGAAAAACAUGGCCUUUGGCUGCAUGUGGAUGCAUCUUGGGGUGGCUCAGCUUUGAUGUCAAGGAAGCAUCGCAAGCUUCUGCAUGGCAUUCACAGGGCUGAUUCUGUUGCCUGGAAUCCCCAUAAAAUGUUGAUGGCAGGAAUCCAGUGCUGUGCUCUUCUGGUGAAAGACAACUCUGACCUGCUUAAGAAAUGCUACUCUGCCAAGGCCUCCUACCUGUUCCAGCAGGACAAGUUCUAUGAUGUCAGCUACGACACAGGAGACAAGUCUAUCCAGUGUAGCAGACGACCAGAUGCAUUUAAGUUCUGGAUGACAUGGAAGGCAUUGGGAACUACAGGACUUGAGGAAAGAGUAAACCGAGCCCUUGCCUUAGCUAGAUAUCUAGUAGAUGAAAUUAAGAAAAGAGAAGGAUUCCAGCUUCUGUUGGAGCCAGAGUAUGCGAACAUUUGCUUUUGGUACAUUCCAUCAAGCUUAAGAAAAAUGGAGGAAGGACCUGAGUUCUGGAAGAAGCUCCAUCAGGAAUGAGACGAUUGUUUCUUCAGUGGCUAUACUCAAAUCCUGCCAGGAGGAAGGCAGCCAUGAUUCAUAGAGAAUGAACACUGCCAUGAUGGUACAACCAUUCUGCUUUCACCAACAGGGGAGGCUUUGCAACGAAGAGCAAGAAGGAUUUGAAAUGUGUACUGCCCUUAUGAUGAGCCCUUUGCUGUAACUUUCUCUGUGACCUAAAGCUAUUAUACUCUGUACCUAGCCGCAUCAUUUGAAUCCUGUUCUUUGUAUGCAAUUUUCCUUUGCAUUUUUAAUCUACAGCUGACUCUAAGCCCCUCUUACUUUUCCAUUUAGCUGUUAUGAUGAGCAUCCUUUUCCUGCCUCACUGUAAAGAGUAGAGCUAGGUAUAUCCUUUGCAGAAAAUCAUUCAAUCAAUUAAGUGUACUUUUUUUCUUUCCGUUCAUGAAUUGUCUGUGAAGAGAUUGUGAUUUUCUCAAAUGUGUAUACACUUUUCAAAAUUAUUGAAUGAUUAAAUUCAGCAAAUAAUUCUCAGUCUAUAGAUCAUUUGCAGGCAGCUGGGUGAGAACAUUCAAUAUUCAUAAUUCAAGAAGUGUGGGGUGGCUUUGACUGGACUCAUAUUGGACAUGUGGUAUUAUUUUCCUGUCCCUAAUAGGAUAGGUACAAUUCUAAAACACAGGUUACUAAUGACUGCUUAUGAGUUCAAAAUUUGCUUUCUGCAAAUAUUCACUUAAAAUUCACCAGUUCUGAGAACGUUCUGGAUAGUAAAUUUAUUUGUUAGGAUAUUCUGAAAUGCAAAUCUGAACAGGGCACAAACACAGUAGAAGCGCCUUCAAAAUUUGGGAGGGGGCAGAGAGAUUCACUCAGCCCUAACAACAAGUUUUACAAAAACACUUGCAAGAUUUGCAUCUUCUUUGCUCUAAAGUGUCCAAUUUUUCUUCAGGAAAAAUAUGGACAAUGACUUGGCUCCCAUUGGUAUCUCAGAGUGUACAUGGGAUUGGGCAUAUAACCCAGAUUCUUGCUCACAUGCACAAGAUUGAACAGAGCUCCAGAUUUGGGCACGGGGAAGCAAAUUCCUCACAAUGACAUGUUGUCAAGGACCUUUUGGCAGGACUAUUUCAUCAUCUUCUGUAAACAGAGUUCCACUGCUAAGCUCAGAUGAGUGCAUACCACAAGAUACUCCCAAGAACUACAGUGUGUUGAGCCCUGGUAGUCUAAGAUUCCUCCUGUCUUCUGAUCCUUCCCUAAAGAUUAUUUUCCCUUUUCACUUGUAUGAGUCAUUGCACCUGUUAAAGUUUAUUUCUCUGUUAUAUGUCUAUGAAUUCCAGUUUGAUUGUAUGACUCUCUGUACGAUUAUACACUUGGUGAUGUCUUUCCCUAUCUAAUGUAACAGUCAGGUUGAAUUAUGUCAUCCUUCUUGUGCUAUGAGGAGGGGAAAGGGUUUGGCACCUAGGUGUUUGUCUGUGGAUGGGGAAGGACCAUCAACAAUUGAAUAACCUUGUUCAGGCAGGACAAUGGAGACUACCAGACAAAGACAAUUAAUUUGCUAAUGACACUUAUCUGUUGUAAGGAAAACAGAGGGUUGGAAGCCACACCCCAGAGAGGACUGGAGAAUGGAAGACAUAAGGUGUUAGAAACUGCUGUUAAAAGGAGACUCUCUCUAGCAAGUAGAUACCAGGACCUGAAGACAAGACUGGGAAGGAGGAGAAGGAGUACAGGAGGAUCAUUGACUCCCUGGAAGGACAUUGACUAAGAUCCAAAGGGCCCUCCAGUGGGAUGAGGAUACUGAGGGAGGGUCGUGCAUGCAGGUGUUAGUUAU